AUGCUCUCGACGCCAUAUUUCGCCUUCGGCCGAGGGGGCUCAGAGCUUUUGGAGAGUAAAGCAAACAUACCCGGUUUAUGGAUCUCGGUGCUGAACCUGAACGACCCCGCGGGCGGCUUCAUCCAGCACUCGCAGGCGCCGGGCGAGGCCAUCCACGCGUUCACGGUGGCCGACCUGAGCGGCGGCCUCGUCUCGUACGUGCACCGCGGCGAGCCCAACACCAAGAUCGUGCUGCGCGUGUCGGACGGGAUCGAGACGAGCGAGUCGGCCAUCCUGCGCGUGGCCGCCUUCGAGCUGCAGGUGUACCUCAUCAACAACACGGGGCUGAGCAUGACGCACAGCAGCUGGGCGCUCAUCACGCCGCACAACCUCUCGUACACGACCAACGUGCCCGAGCAGGAGCUCGAGAUCCGCUUCGACAUCACGGAGAUGCCCCGCUUCGGCGCCGUGCAGCGGCUCCGCGGGAACGACCGCUGGCAGAACGUCAACCAGUUCAGCAGUCGGCAGCUGGAGAAGGAGAAGAUCCGCUACCGACACACCGACAAGGAGCCGACCGUGGACGAGUUCCGCUUCCGCAUCACGGCCGGCGAGCGCAAGUUCCCGACGGAGUACACCUUCCGGAUCAACUUCGUGGCCAUCACGGUGGACGUCGUGCGCAACGCCGAGCUGCUCAUCGACAGGAUCCAGGAGAGCUUCAUCUCCGAGGGCUUCCUGCAGACCGUGACCAAGCCGGACCCGGCGCCCAGCGGCGAGAUCGUCUACAGCAUCAUCGUCCCGCCCAUGUUCGGCUCGAUCUUCCUGAGUUCGGGCGACCUGACGCGGCACCAGCAGCUGGAGAAGGGCUCCACCUUCACGCAGGAGGACAUCGCCAAGGGCAGGAUCAAGUACAAGCUGCACCGCAAGAGCUACUCCUCGCUGCACGACUCGUUCCAGUUCCAGGUGUCGAGUCAGGGCCGCAGCAGCGACGUGCACACCUUCAACAUCCGCCACACGCCCCCGUCCGUCGACGCGACCAUCGUGGUGGAGCGGCUGGACGUGCAGGAGGGCGCGCGCCAGAAGAUCACGCAGAAGUACCUGCACAUCGAGGUGGAGGACAUCGAGGACCUGAUCUACAACAUCACGUCGCCGCCGCGCCACGGCGCCAUCGACAUCAUCGACGAGUCCAUGAUCCUGCCCGAGCGGAGGAACGCCUCCUACUUCACGUCCCGCGAGAUCCUGUCGGGCUCCGUGUUCUACCAGCACGACGACUCCGAGUCGGCCAAGGACCGCUUCCACUUCGUGGCCCUCGCCGAGGACCCCGAGGUGGACUUCCAGUACGUGGGCGUCAUGCACUUCCGGAUCCUCAUGAUCAACGACAACCACCCGGUGCGCGUCAUGGAGAAGGUGCUCAACGUGGUCACGGACAGCGAGCGCGUCGUCACGUCCAGCGACCUGCUGUACGUGGACCCCGACCUGGACACGCCGCCCACGCAGAUCCAGUACACGCGGCGCAAGAUCCCCAACGGCGACUUCUUCCACGUGGAGGACAGGUCCGAGCCCGUGUACAUCUUCACGCAGGAGGACAUCAACCAGCGCAGGAUCGUGUUCCGCCACGACGGCCCCUCCUACGGCAAGGCCGUCAUCUCCGUCACGGACGGCCACCUGUCGUCCACGGGCAUCCUGGAGAUCGUGGCGUCCGAGCCCUUCAUCGAGAUCGUCAACAACAGCGGCAUCAUCGUGCCCCGCGGCCAGCAGGCCGUCAUCUCCAACUACAACCUGAGCGUGGAGACCAACAUGAACGCGUGGGGCGCGGCCAUCGAGUUCCACGUGACGUCGCCGCCGCGCUACGGGCGCCUGGUCACGCAGGGCCAGGCCGGCGCCAAGGUCUUCUCCGAGGCCGACCUCCAGAGCAGGACGCUCAAGUACGUGAACAAGGGCGAGCCCAGCUUCAAGGACGAGUUCCGCUUCAAGGCGAGGAUCGGCGACACCACUUCCGAGGGCAUCUUCGAGAUCAAGGUCUACCCCGAGAGCUACUGGGAGCCGUUGGUCGUCCUCAACAACGCCACCGUCAGGGUCGAGGAGGGCUCGAGGGUGACCAUCGACCAGGCCGCCCUCAAGAUCAUGCACCCCAACAUCGCCCCGUCGGACAUCACUUACGUCAUCGUCCAGCGGCCCCAGAAUGGGUACCUGGAGGUCGACCUCGGACAGACCACGCCCUCGGAGUACGAGGACGAGGCCAGUCUCCUGAAACCAGAGGUGAGCGUGUUCGACCAGGCGCUCAUUAACGAAGGCCGAGUCCAGUACGUAGGCAUCGGGACGAACGUGACGUCAGACCAUUUCGUCUUCGAUGUGACCAAUGGGAUCUCGAGCUUGUCCAGACUCGUCUAUAAUAUACAGAUAACUGGUACGUGA
Penaeus vannamei (Pacific white shrimp) is the source of this 2391-nucleotide messenger RNA. NCBI's taxonomy places the organism in Eukaryota, Metazoa, Arthropoda, Malacostraca, Decapoda, Penaeidae. The record is from RefSeq and is a predicted model, not a curated record.